AUGGCCUCCGGCCAACCCUUCGCGUCGCGCUCCUACGCGGGCACGAAGCUGCCGGAACGGUCUGUCAACGCAAAUGCCUUGCCCUUCAGCGCCUCAUCCUUCUCGAGGCAUCGUGGCCUCGGAGCCACAGCCUCUGCCGACUUUGGUGGCGCCGACGGCCCCAAGCAGGCGCAGCAGCCUACAUCCGCGCAGGCGGCGACACAGUCGCAUGGCCCGGGGCAGGAUGCCAAUCCGUUGAGUCGGUUGACUGAAGAGCAGAGGGAGGAGAUUAACGAAGCAUUCACCCUCUUUGACCUGGACCGCGACCGCCACCUCGACUACCACGAGCUCCGUGUCGCCUUCCGCGCACUCGGGUUCACCCUCGCAAAGCAAGAACUCAUCUCCCUCCUCACAACGUACGGCGUCCCGCGUCCGCAAGUCCAGCAACAACAAGGCAACCCCCAACAAGCGCCCAAGGGCAACGCCGGUGCCAACCCGCAACACCCAUCCAAUCUGCUCAUGCCGCUGUCCUCCUUCCAAGCUGUGACGGCGCUGAAGAUCCUGGAACGGGACCCACGAGACGAGAUUCUGCGCGCGUUCGAGCUGUUUGACGAAGGCGGCAAGGGCUUCAUUGACCUGGAGGAUUUGCGGCGUGUUGCGAGGGAGCUUGGGGAGACAGGGCUCGAGGAGGAGGAGCUUAGGGCUAUGAUUGAGGAGUUUGACCUUGAGGGCGUUGGGGGUGUCACGAGGGAGGCGUUUGUGGGGAUUUGUUGGCAGUGA
Penicillium canariense is the source of this 759-nucleotide messenger RNA. It is a transcript of the gene cdc31, whose product is annotated as putative cell division control protein Cdc31. The transcript is spliced from 2 exons. NCBI's taxonomy places the organism in Eukaryota, Fungi, Ascomycota, Eurotiomycetes, Eurotiales, Aspergillaceae. Gene Ontology annotation, biological process: spindle pole body duplication. Bases 1 to 759 code for a protein of 252 amino acids. The record is from RefSeq and is a predicted model, not a curated record. Gene Ontology annotation, molecular function: calcium ion binding; microtubule binding. Gene Ontology annotation, cellular component: half bridge of spindle pole body; mitotic spindle pole body.